Messenger RNA from Aspergillus caelatus, 879 nucleotides. RefSeq lists its product as uncharacterized. The transcript has 2 exons. Gene Ontology annotation, cellular component: membrane. Lineage: Eukaryota; Fungi; Ascomycota; Eurotiomycetes; Eurotiales; Aspergillaceae. Bases 1 to 879 code for a protein of 292 amino acids. The record is from RefSeq and is a predicted model, not a curated record. Gene Ontology annotation, biological process: monoatomic cation transport; transmembrane transport. Gene Ontology annotation, molecular function: monoatomic cation transmembrane transporter activity.
AUGUCCGCGAUGCGCGGGAGAUCGAAAGUCUCCAACAAAUUGCAGCUGCGGAUUGCUGUAUGGGGAUCCUUUGUAUGCAAUAUUUGUUUGUCAGGACUGCAGCUCUAUGGUGCCAUCGCGUGUAAAACUCUUUCUCUUGUCAUUACUAUGGCGGAUUCAAUCUUCGACCCUGUCUCAAACAUCACCCUGAUCCUGUGCAAUCGGGCUGCCAAGGGCAACACGCCACAAUAUCCUGUCGGCAAGGCUCGGAGAGAAAACACCGGAAACAUAUACUUCUCCUUUAUCAUGAUGGCCGUCUCUCUGAUCCUGAUAGCCUUCUCCAGUCAAGAGCUUACCCAAGGGGGAGAGUCAGCUUUCCAUCUUCCAUCCGACAUUGCUGUCAGCAUUGCUUUCGGGGCUAAAUUCGCUCUGUUCUUGUACUGCUGGGCUUUAAGGAAUAAAUACUCUCAGGUCCGGAUCCUGUGGGAAGACCAUCGCAAUGACCUGUCCAUUAAUGGUUUCGGAAUCCUGACUUCCAUUGGCGGCUCAAAGUUAAAGUGGUGCAUUGACCCGAUGGGGGCUAUCAUCCUUUCGCUACUGAUCCUCCUCCUAUGGCUACACACUGCCGAUUCAGACAUCUUGAACGUGGUCACCUAUAUUUCCAUGACUCACCAUACUGCGAUCCGGGCUGUUGACACUGUGCGGGCGUACCAUGCUGGCCCGCGUCUCAUUGUGAAAGUGGAUGUUGUCAUGGAUCCUCACGGAACCUUGAAAAAAUAUCAUGAUAUCUCGGAAGAUCUGCAGAACAAGCUUGAGAGCUUGCCGAAUUUGAACCACGCGUUUGUUCACAUUGAUUAUGAGACAACGCAUCGGCCAGAGCAUGCCAAAAAGAUUCUGUAA